Messenger RNA from Amphibalanus amphitrite, 3828 nucleotides. RefSeq names its product translocation protein SEC63 homolog. Gene Ontology annotation, cellular component: Sec62/Sec63 complex. The transcript has 12 exons. The coding region runs from base 504 to 2762 and encodes 752 amino acids. Lineage: Eukaryota; Metazoa; Arthropoda; Thecostraca; Balanomorpha; Balanidae. The record is from RefSeq and is a predicted model, not a curated record. Gene Ontology annotation, biological process: SRP-dependent cotranslational protein targeting to membrane; post-translational protein targeting to endoplasmic reticulum membrane. Gene Ontology annotation, molecular function: RNA binding; transmembrane protein transporter activity.
AACUUUCCAUGUUUUAAAUUAAUUUUUUUAGCACUGAUUCUACCAAUUAAUUUAUGAUUGAUGACAGGUUAUCAAUUAAAUUUGCGUUGUAGUUCGCCUUUUCUGGCCUUUUCUGAAGCUUUAUUGAAAAAGUCACAAGCUCUAGCAUAAUUUUUUAUAUUUUCUCUAGGACGACCGAAGGCUUCAUCGAUUCCAUCUGUGAUUUGAAUGAAGACAAAUGGAAGACACGGGUUGUUGACGUCAACGCAGAGUCACCGUUUUGUGGUGGACCGUGGACCGUUUUAUUUGAGAUAGUUAUUGUAAUGAGAGUGGAGUGUCGUGGAGCUGUUAGGAAAACACCUAUUAUUCUGCACAUUCCCAGGCAAUAUUGCUAGAUGUUCUCGUUUCUUAUCGUGUGAGAUAUUCUGACCCAGAUCAAGAUUAGGGUCAUCUUGAUCUGUUUCCUUAUCAUCUAGCAAUUCAUUGGUAGUUUCGGCCAAGGAAGAUAAGUUUCUGCCUUCAGGAUGGCUGGUCAAAAGUUUGAAUAUGAUGAAAGUGGCUCAACAUUUUACUAUUUUCUUCUUUGCUUCCUUGGACUUGUAUUGGGUCCAGCUUCAUAUUACUAUUUCAUCAAGGAUGAUAAAAAAGAUGAUUCAUCCCAACCCAAGGAUGGCAGCGUCUGCCAGUGCAGCGGCUGUGUGAGGAAACGGCACCUGCUCAAGUCAAAAGAACCUUCUAAAAAAUGGAAAAGAAGAACUAUACAAAUAGUGUUGAUCCUGGGCUGGAUCGCGGUGGCAAUCCUCGUCCAGCGGGUGCGCGAGUUCGACUACGAGUACGCCAACUUCGACCCGUACGAUAUUCUGGGCGUGUCACCAGGAGCUCGUAAGGCGGACAUUAAGAAGGCCUACAAAAUGCUGUCACUUACCGAGCAUCCGGACAAGGGAGGAGAUGAAAAGAAGUUCGUCAAAAUCAACAAAGCCUACCAGGCACUCACGGACGACAUCGCGCGCCGCAACUGGGAGCUCUAUGGCAACCCGGACGGCCCGGGCGUCAUGAACUUCGGCAUCGCGCUGCCCUCGUGGAUCGUGCAGAAGGAGAACUCGAUCUGGGUGCUGGGCGUCUACACGUUGGUGUUUAUGAUUGCGCUGCCCACUGUGGUCGGCAUCUGGUGGUACAACUCCAUCAAGUUCUCCGGAGAUCAGGUCCUGCUGGACACCACGCAGCUGUACUUCUACUUCUUCCACAAGACGCCGCACAUGAUGCUGCGCCGGGUGCUGAUGGUGCUGAGCGCCUCCCUCGAGUUCGAGCGCGGCCACAACUCCGAGGUGCAGAUGCGCGAGAGCGACAACUUCGAGGUGCCGCUGCUGAUCAAACGGCUGCCCAAUCUGGGCGAGAACAACAAGGAGCGUCCGCUGUGCUUCGAGUACUCAGUGAAGGCGCGGUGCCUGCUGCACGCGCACCUCACGCGGCUGCCGCUGCCGCCGGCUACACUCGAGAUCGACAGGCAGUUGGUGGUGCGCAAGUGUCCCUACCUGAUACAGGAGAUGGUGACCUGCAUCAGUCAGCUGGUGAUGCUGGCGCACGCCGGACGCAUCGCCCGCCUGCCCAGUCUGGAGACGAUCGACAACACGAUGAAGCUGUGCCCCAUGGUGGUGCAGGCGCUCUGGGACUCCAAGUCGGUGCUGCUCCAGCUGCCGCACGUCGAUGAGGCCAUGCUCAGACACUUUGUGGAUAAAAAGCGUAAGAUCAAUGUGAAGACGCUGCAGCAGUUGGCCGAGCUGGACGCCCUCGAUCGGCGCCACGUGCUGCGUAACCUCUCCGACGAGGAGGCGCACAACGUCGAGAACGUGCUGAUGAGGAUGCCGCACGUCACCAUGGACGUCACGUCCGAAGUGCUGGAUGACGAGAACUCUGGUGAGUUCACGGCCGGCGCCAUCACGACCGUGACCGUGAAGCUGACUCGCCGUGACCUGGGCGAGGCCAGCGGGCCGCAGACGGAACGCGCCGCCGCGCCCGCCGACGACGACCCCGACGGCGCCGGCGACGAGGUCAAGGCGGAGAGCAAGGAGAAGACGACGCCUGUAUGGAAGUCGUCGAGUAAAAAGAAGGCGAAAACGGGGAAGAAGUCUUCUAAGAAGACGAAGUUGAAGCAGGCGACGAAGCCUGAUGAGUCUCCCAAGCCUUCCAGUGAGCGGUCCGAGGGCCACGGCUCUGGCAGUGACGAGGCCGGCUCCGGGGACGAGUCCGACCACUCUGACGGCGGCUCGGACAGCGACGGCUCGGCGGCCGCCUCCCGGCCCGGCCGCACCGCCGACGAGCGCGAGACAGACGACGAGGAGUGGGAGCGCUUCCAGAGCCGCAUCAACAAGCGCGGCAAGGCGCUGGAGACCAAGUCGCGCGUCUCGCACCCCGUGCACGCGCCGCACUUCCCCGACGAGAAGCAGGAGUACUGGUGGGUGUACGUGUGCGACCGUAAGAACAAGGGCCUGGUGACGGCGCCGUUCCAGGUGACGGACCUGGUCACAGAGGCCGAAGUCGAGCUCAAGUUCACGGCGCCCAAGAAGCCAGGCCUGUACACGUUCACCGUGGUGCUGAGGUCGGACUCCUACCUGGGCUUCGACCAGACCAGGGACAUCAAGCUGGACGUGAAGCAGGCCUACGAGAUCCCGGUGGAGCACCCGCAGUGGGACAUCUCCGACGAGGAGGAAAAGUCCGACGACGAGAGUGACGUCGACGAGUUCGCCACCGACGACGAGUUCGACGCGUCGGAUAUGGACGACUAGGGCGGCGGCCACGGCAGAACCGGCGGCAAAGCGGCCGCCGGCGGAGGCAGGGCGACCCGCCGGGAGGGACGCCAGGACGGCCGCACGAGCCGGCGGCACUCGGCGACGGCUGCCGGCCGUGACCCCGACGAUGGCUGACGGAGGAGAACGGCGGAAUCGAUUGGAAGGUUGUUGGAAACUGACCGGAGUCUGUUGGGCGAAUCCCACGCCUCGUGCUGAGAAAGGACCAAUAGGUUACCGUUCAGACGAUAAUGGACAUAUUUCGGACAUUUCUCGUGGACACUUGUUGAACUUUGGUGGACGGAGAGCUGGCCCCCGAGAAGACUUCGGCUGAUGAUAGUGCCUCCGGUGAGAACAACUGACUGACUGACGGACUGUGAAGUGAGCGUACUGGCUCGAGUGGCCUGUCGAGCGGACCAAACUGAGAGAAAGGGAGAGCUGCGGGUCGGCGAGACGAUAUUCUGUUGGAUCUGUGCGCUAAAAACGGAUAAUCGGGCGGCCUUUCGUCGCCGGAUAAAGAGGCUAAAAUGCACACGCCACUUGUGUCCUUUGGGACAUGAUAUAUGCGGCGGGGUCACCGUAGACUACUGGACAAUAGUUACUAGGUCUUUGUGAAUGGCGACCGUCACGGGUGCACUCUCCAGCCGAUACCGCGAGUUGUCGUUAGCAACCUGUGAACAACACAGUGCACAAGUCGCCGAACACUGUCGGUGCGCGUCCGCCGUCACCUGUUCCGCGAUCGGAGACGCUACUUAGAGAGGUCGGUGUUGUCAGGCGGCUGGGACCGGCGCGAGUGGAGGAGAGUGGUAUUUUUUUAGGCCGUGCUCGGUGUGCUGAGGCGGGUGGUGUGGGUCUGUCUGUGUGGGAGAUGAGCUGUUUCCGUUACUGGUGGUUCCAUGGUCAGUCGCUCGGGAAAUCGACUGAGGGCAGGGAGAGGGUAGCGCCGCGCGCCGUUCGGUUCUGGUGGUGGGAUUUCGUUUGUUCUAAACUUGUGUUCCGAAAUUCUUCCUGUUAUAACUUUUGGGGCAUUUGUUAAGUAUUUUAUUAAAUACACCUUAAUGGAGUA